UCUAUUGCGGGCAACGCGGAAAUGUCCUAAAAUUGUUCCAUCCGUGUUUCCGUAGCACAAACCUCUUCUCCCACUCUGUUUUGUGACUGUUAUUAAGCUGACUCUUCUCACACUGAAUCCCACUUUCGCCACCAAUACGAGCUUGACAUUGUUUGACCACAAGAGCUUAUGUGAUGGUGUCGACUCGAAGAUGACCUGCUGCUGCUACUUGAGUGUCUGACUCACUUAAAAUCAUCCACUUAAGCGGCUCAAGUUUGAGGUUGCACACAGGGUGACCAAUGCUUUCAGAUGAGCUUGACUCCAAACCAGAGCUGCUGGUGCAGUUUGUUCAGAACGCGUCCAUCCCAUUUGUUCAGGGUCUGGAAGACUCUGAGUCCAAACACUCAUGUCUGCCUCUACUGACUCCAGCUCAGAACUCACUGUGCAGCCCGCUGGAGCUCACAGAUGGAGGCCUGAGUCAUGAGCCUGAGAGGUCUCCUUCCCUGUCAGAGUUCGGAGGUGUGUCAGAGAGAAACCCCCUCGUGAUCCAGGCACACUCUCAUUCACGGGCCUCACCUAGCCCUCCGCACAUCCUCCAUGAUUUACAACAGUCAGACGGCACUUCCUACGUCCUGCUGAAUUUGGCAAAAGGCAUCACAGCCUCCUCAGAGUCCCUGAUCUUUGCCGCAGAUGGCACUGGGGAGGAUGACGAUGAGGGGGUCUCAUCGGGGGACUACGGGAUAGAUGGCAGUGCUCCCUGGUAUCUGCGAGUACAGGAGCUGGCACAUGACAGCCUGAUUGCUGCUACGAGGGCACAGCUUGCGAGAGAUGCCAAGGCCAGCCAGGAUGCCAGAGCUUCAAGUGUCAGUAACGGUGACCACACACACAGAUUGACGGCAGACGGGGACCAGCGGGAGCCCCUGCCUCCUCGGACCAACCGCCCCCUCUCCAAACAAAUCCUCCGCUGCUCAUUUGAGGGCUGCUGCAGGACGUUCACCUGGCCGGCUCAUCUCAAAUAUCACCUGAAAACACACAGGAAUGACCGAAUGUUCAGGUGCGGCGCGGAAGGCUGCGGGAAGAGUUUCUACGUGCUGCAGAGGCUGCAGGUUCACAUGAGGACGCACAACGGCGAGAAGCCCUUCAUCUGCAAGGAGAAGAACUGUGGCAAAAAGUUCACCACCGCUGGAAACUUGAAGAACCACAGGCGCAUACACACAGGGGAGAAACCUUUUCUGUGUGAAGCAGAUGGCUGCGGGCGAUCCUUUGCAGAGUAUUCCAGUCUACGGAAACACAUGCUCGUACAUUCUGGUGAGAAGCCUCAUCACUGUGGAAUCUGUGGGAAGACGUUCUCUCAGUCCGGCAGCAGAAACGUCCACAUGAGGAAGAGACAUGGAGAGGAGGGACUCGGCAGUGACAGCAGAGAAACGGGAGAAGCUCUGACACAAAGCAGCUUGCUGGAGGCUGACGGUGAGAAUGGAGACAGUAUGGUCACCAUGACGACAACCGUGGAACCCUUGAAUCUCCAUCACGCUAUGCUAAGAUCGCCAGGCUCGGCAGACUCGGUGGUCGUCCUCUCUCAGCCACACGAGCUGGUGACCAUGACGACCGAAGGCCAUGCAUAUGGAGAAGACGUGGUGGCAUUGCUGUAGUCUGCAGUGACAAAUGUCAAACACUGCUGGACCUGUACCCAGUGGACUAAACCUCAACAUGCGUCUAUAAAUAGAUUAACAGCUGAGUUUAACCCCUGUAGAUAUUUGUAAUUAGCAACCAAUGAUGCUUUUAUUUUGAAAAGUGUGCAGGGCAGAGGGCAAACGACCCUUUUUCCUCAAGUUUUUGAAAACAAAUACUCCCAAAGAGACACUGAGACGGGUUUUAAAAAGUUUAUGAU
Molecule: messenger RNA, 1867 nt
Organism: Solea solea (common sole)
Lineage: Eukaryota; Metazoa; Chordata; Actinopteri; Pleuronectiformes; Soleidae
Gene: znf410
Product: zinc finger protein 410
Exons: 12
Coding region: 279-1628 (449 amino acids)
Biological process (GO): regulation of transcription by RNA polymerase II; central nervous system development
Cellular component (GO): nucleus; PcG protein complex; transcription regulator complex
Molecular function (GO): RNA polymerase II cis-regulatory region sequence-specific DNA binding; DNA-binding transcription factor activity, RNA polymerase II-specific
Source: RefSeq, a predicted model, not a curated record